AGAAGACGCCAUCCAGAGUCUCCUUGAGCGACGAAGAGAAACCGUGGACUAGAGGUCUUUGGCACCGCUCGAAAACAAGAUCUCUACAUCUGCCUUCAACCACACUCCCAAGAUGACCGACACUGAUGGGUUUCACCCUCGGAUAUUUCAGUUCAACGAUGCCAUAACAAAGUCCCUGCCCAUCCUAGACGAAGACGACAUCGGUGACCUGACUGCCGUCCUCAAGGCCCUGGCGAAAGGGAGACUUCCACGCCAAACCUCCAUAGUCAAAGUGUUGAACGCCUACAACAUCACGCAGGUGACCGCGAAGCGAGCAUGGGCGUACUUUCACCCCAUCACAGUGAUCCCAAUGGCAGACGCGGACGUCCCUCGACCAGUCAUAGACCUCGACUACCAUAUUCUGGACGAUCUCGACAAGCCAUGGCACAGCAUCCGCCAAAGUGCCGAGCAACAAUACGACGGAGAAUCAGCUAGUUAUCGCUUCAUAUGCUUUAUUCACAAGCACUUCAUCCGCAGGGGUAACGACAGACAAAGACCCGUGUACACGAUCAGCAUCUGGGACCGCGAGCUUGAUGAGAUGGCUUGGCACGACACUUACAGCCAUGAGCGCGCGACUAGGCAGAGGGACAUUCAAAACUUCUGGGAAAUCGUCGAAAUGCGUGAAUGCACAUUUGUCGAGCGAAGGUCAGAAUUUCUAGACAGUAUUCGGUAUCGCAUGAAUUAUCGCGCCUGCGAGAAAGCGGAAGCAACGAUACGUGGCGCUAUACUACCUCAAGAUACUCUAUAUUCGAUUAUGUCUAUUGGGCUACGCUACAUGAAUCAGGGAAACGUCAAUCGCCGCGUUGACAUUGUGCCUGACAACAUCGAAUUCUUCAGUAGUACUGCACGGGAACUGUUGCCUCGGAUGUUUGUUCGCUUGCUUUGGCUCUACCUCAGGGCCCCAAAAGCAGGCAGCGAAAAAGAUUGGGAUGGGCGGAUGGAUGGUCUUAACGACGACGAGGACACUAAGGAGUACAUUCAACAGCUGCAAAUCACUGACAAACUGGGUUGGAUGAAAGUUCAUGUACGCAGGGAGCUGGAAGCACAUAUGGAUGAGCCGAAGGGCGAAUGGCUGAAACGUGUAGAGUGGCUGUUCCCCGCCCUACGAAUCUAG
Messenger RNA from Xylaria bambusicola, 1153 nucleotides. RefSeq lists its product as uncharacterized. The record is from RefSeq and is a predicted model, not a curated record. Lineage: Eukaryota; Fungi; Ascomycota; Sordariomycetes; Xylariales; Xylariaceae. The coding region runs from base 113 to 1153 and encodes 346 amino acids. The transcript is spliced from 3 exons.